Messenger RNA from Klebsormidium nitens, 258 nucleotides. Lineage: Eukaryota; Viridiplantae; Streptophyta; Klebsormidiophyceae; Klebsormidiales; Klebsormidiaceae. The record is from the annotation of a GenBank genome assembly.
ACGCUGGAUGGAAUGGUCCAAGAGGCGAUCCAAGCGGUUGAUUGUCUAGAAACUGAUCGGAAGGUCAUGUUGGAGCGGUUACGAGGAGCGGACAGCGCGCUGCGACGGGGCGGGGAGGAAGUUCUAAGGGUGCGGCAGAGCGUGGAGGAGGCGGAAGAGAAGCUUAGAGGGUUGGAAGACGAGGGGCGAGAGUUUCGGGGCCGCGUGGAGGAGAAAAGAGGCCCGGGAAGUGGAGCAACUAGAGCGGUGAGUUGCUGA